Messenger RNA from Impatiens glandulifera, 1460 nucleotides. Its product is annotated as 11S globulin seed storage protein Ana o 2.0101-like. Gene Ontology annotation, molecular function: nutrient reservoir activity. The record is from RefSeq and is a predicted model, not a curated record. Lineage: Eukaryota; Viridiplantae; Streptophyta; Magnoliopsida; Ericales; Balsaminaceae. The transcript has 4 exons. Bases 90 to 1460 code for a protein of 456 amino acids.
GCCAACUUCUCUCCCUUAUAAAUUAUCCCUACAAUCCACAUUCAUUCAUAUCCCACUUCACUUCAAUUCCUAAUUAGCUAUCUAUAGCCAUGGCUAACUCUUAUGUCCUUGCAAUUAGCAUCCUAUGCUUCCUUGUCCUUACAACCGGCGGUUCUGCUUAUAGGCAAAGGCCUCAACAACAAGCUGGCCAACAACAGCAAAUGCAGUGUCGCAUCCAAAGCCUUAACCCUCUUGAGCCUGCCAGGCGCCUCCAACACGAAGCUGGUUACACCGAUGUUUGGGACCAGACCUCUGACCAGAUUCAGUGUGCCGGUGUGGCUGCAUCACGCCAUCUUAUCCAGCAAGGAGGCCUCCUCUUACCUACUUUCAGCAAUGCCCCUUUGCUAGCCUAUGUUGUACAAGGUAGAGGAAUUGUUGGCACCAUAAAUCCAGGCUGCGCAGAGACGUUUCAAUCGAGCGAACUAAUUGAAGUUGGAGGACGAUUUGGCUCUCAAAAGUUUAGGGAUCAACACCAGAAGAUCCACCGUUGCCGAAAAGGAGACAUCGUUGCCUUCCAAGUCGGUGUAGCUCACUGGGUUCAUAACGACGGUAACGAAGACCUUGAACUCAUGGUAGUCCACGAUACCAACAACGUCGACAACCAGCUCGACCAGAACCUCAGGAGAUUUUUCCUUGCCGGUAGCCCGCAAGAGGCAGAAAAGCAACAGAGGGGCCAGCACAAGGAGAUCUUUUCAGGCAACCUUUUUCAGGGAUUUGAGACCGAGGUCUUGGCGGAAUCCUUCAAUGUGGACAUGGAGACAGCCGCAAGACUACAAGGCCAGGAUGAUAACAGGGGAUUCAUUGUUAAGGUAGGGAAGGAAUUUGAAAUGCAAAGACCAUCAGGGUACGAGGACCCAAGAAGCAACGGAUUCGAGGAAACCGCCUGCACAAUGAGGAUCAGAGAGAAUAUCGACGAUCCAGAGAGAGCAGAUCUUUACACUGCUCAGGGCGGACGUAUUAGUACUCUCAACAGCUAUAACCUUCCAAUUUUGAAGCAAAUUCAAUUGAGCGCAGAGAGAGGUGUUCUUUACGAGAAUGCAAUGGUGGUGCCACAAUGGAGCAAUAACGCCCACAACAUCAUCUACAUAUUGCGUGGAUCUGGACGUAUCCAAGUAGUGAGUCACUCUAACAGGGCCGUCUUCAAUGGCGAGGUUCGCCAAGGACAGCUGCUAGUCGUGCCACAGAACUUCGCGGAGGUGAAGCAGGCGGGAAGCCAGGGAUUGGAGUGGGUGUCAUUCAAGACGAAUGACAGAGCAGUGUCCAGUCCGUUGGCGGGAAGGACGUCGGUGAUCCGGGCAAUGCCGGAAGAAGUGGUGAUGAGCGCUUUCCGGGUGUCGAGAGACGAGGCACGCAAGCUAAAAUACAAUAGACAGGAAGUGAGGAUCUUCCCGCAGUCAAAGAGACAAUUGGAGAGGGCUUGA